Molecule: messenger RNA, 1114 nt
Organism: Anopheles stephensi (Asian malaria mosquito)
Lineage: Eukaryota; Metazoa; Arthropoda; Insecta; Diptera; Culicidae
Gene: wbl
Product: protein windbeutel
Exons: 2
Coding region: 282-1070 (262 amino acids)
Biological process (GO): protein secretion
Cellular component (GO): endoplasmic reticulum lumen; endoplasmic reticulum
Source: RefSeq, a predicted model, not a curated record
GCGUUUCUUCUUGUUGUUCUUUACCGGCACACGGAAGGUUGCUUGUGUACCCCAAAGCAAAUAAGGAAUUGUAUGUUUUGUAGCAAAAAAGUGAAUAUAAUUGUGCUUCAACUUGGUUGUAGAAUUCUGUAUCGCAUUCGAAGUAAAAGUGAUUAAAGUGUUUUUAUUUGUGUGCGUAUUACAUGUGGAAAAAGCACAAAUCAUUGGGUUCGACAAGGAAACGGAGCAGAGCAGUGUUCUGAAAAAGAAUAAAGAUCCACCAUCCGGCCCGGUGACCGAACAUGUCGCCCAGCUCGUUCGUGCUCGUGGCUACGGUGGUCGCGGGCGUGCUAAUUGACGGUGGCUACGCCUGGACCGCCCGUGGCUGCGUCGACCUAGACUCGUCAACGUUUGAUAAGGUAACGGGCAAGUUUCGCUACAGUCUGGUAAAGUUCGAUACCGCCUUUCCGUACGGUGAUAAGCAUGAAGCGUUCACGAACCUUGCGCUCGAAACGGUCGACGCGACCGACGAUCUACUGUUUGCCCUGGUCGGCAUUAAGGACUACGGUGAGAAGGAUAACGAUGAUCUGGGCAAACGGUUUAACAUCGCGAAAGAGUAUCCGGUGAUAAAGCUGUUCCGUAACGAUCGUACCGACCCGAUCGAUUUCCCGCCGGAUGAACCGGUGACGAGCGAAAAUUUGCGCCUUUUUCUCAAGCGCAAUACGGACGUUUACAUCGGGUUGCCGGGAUGUGUACCGAAGCUGGACGAGAUGGCGCAGCGGUUCAUGGCCAGCGAAGACCAAAGCGCACAAAGAUUGCUAAUACAGCAGCUGGAGCAGGAAGAACGCGAAACGGAAGCGUUGGAUGCGACGAAAAAGUCUUACCCGAUGUACAUUUCGCUGAUGCGCAAGAUCGUCUCCGCCAACCAACCGCCGAGGGACGUGGUGAGCGAGGAAAGGAAGCGAGUCGAAAAGCUGCUGGCAGGGAAGCUGAGUGAUGCGAAGCGGGCGGAACUGAAGUUGCGUACCAACGUAAUGCGUUCGUUUGAGGUGCUAAACGGGGCGCUAAACACCGAACGUACGGAACUGUAGAACAAAUAAAUGUUCUUGAGUGUGUGCAAGCUCAGACCAUUGAA